Xenopus laevis (African clawed frog) is the source of this 2307-nucleotide messenger RNA. It is a transcript of the gene hes5.5.L, whose product is annotated as hairy and enhancer of split 5 gene 5 L homeolog. Gene Ontology annotation, biological process: neuronal stem cell population maintenance; system development; DNA-templated transcription. Gene Ontology annotation, cellular component: nucleus. Gene Ontology annotation, molecular function: DNA binding; protein dimerization activity. NCBI's taxonomy places the organism in Eukaryota, Metazoa, Chordata, Amphibia, Anura, Pipidae. The coding region runs from base 179 to 655 and encodes 158 amino acids. The transcript is spliced from 3 exons. The record is from RefSeq and is a predicted model, not a curated record.
UUGUACCUGCAGGGGCUGGGAUUGGCUACUGAGUGUGGGAACCUCUGCUCAGCCUGAUCCUCACACAUUAUUAUGCAAAGAGAGGAGUAUAAAGAGGGGCUGCAUCUCCCUGGGAUCAGAUAUCACAGGACACUAUCUCUCAGCUCUCCAGCUCCAUCACAUCCCCUUACCAGACAGGAUGGCUCCAUACACUGCUAGCAGCAUGCUCAGUACUGAGCACAGUCACAAGGCACAAGGAAUAAGAAAGAUAAGAAAACCAGUGGUUGAGAAAAUGAGGAGAGAUCGAAUUAACAGCAGCAUCGAGCAGCUCAGGAUGUUACUGGAGAAAGAGUUUGAGAAACAUCAUCUCCCAUCCAAACCAGAGAAAGCUGACAUUCUGGAUGUGGCAGUGAGCUUCUUGCAGCAGCACAUGGUUUCCAAAUGUAAACCAUCAUCCAGUCCUGCUUACAGAGAAGGUUACUCUAAAUGUCUCCAGGACUCUCAGCACUUCCUCUCCCUGCAGAAACACUCAGAGAUUCACGGAAAAAUGAUGCAGAAUUUCCAUGAGGAUCUUUCCAUUGCACAGGGUCUGUGUCGUCCUGUGUCACUUUAUUACCAGACUCCCACUAAUGGCACAGCACCACCAGCCAAGCUCCUCUGGAGACCCUGGAACUAAAUUGAUGGACUUGUUGAUACUACCUGCCUAUAAGCUCAUUUCGAACUAUGCAUGGGAAAAUAAUUAUUUACCAUAUAUUGUUGUAAUCCAAGAGAAUAUUAUUACAGGAUGAAGUCCUGUAUAGAGAAUAGAUAUUGCUGUCAUAGCAUAUAAACAGGGCCUGCCUUCUGAGAGGAAGCUUAUAAUAAUUAUAUUAUUAUAUAACAAAAUGGUGCUUGACUUGCACAGUAUAGAUGAGUUCUUUUAAUAGAAAAGGACAGAGUAAUGCUGUAAUUGUAUAUGAUAAUACACUAAGCACACUUUUGAAUAGCGUUAAACCAUUUGUAUAUUACAUUGUAUCAUAUCCUUAGUAAGGGUUCUGCUUGCUUAGUUAUAACUGUAUUGUGGCACAGAUAGGGGAGCCAAAAGUACAUGUUGUAUAUUGCCACACAUUAUGGCAUAUCUGGGACUCUCUGGGUCUCGAUAUUUAAUGUAACACUUCCUUGCUAGUGAUUUAUUAUUAUAUUACCAUGAAAGUGCAUCUUAAAGAUUUCCUACACUGUAUGCAAUAUUUGCAGUAUUUAACAGUACAAUAACUGUUACAUUUCUUAGUACUAUGCAAUAUUUGCAGUAUUGAAAAUGUUAUAUUUUUACGUAAUAUGCAAUAUUUGCAGUAUUUAACUGUAUAACUGUUAUAUUUCUUUGUAAAAUGCAAUAUUUGCAGUAUUUAACAGUAUAUUAACUGUUACAUUUCUUAGUAAUAUGCAAUAUGUGCAGUAUUUAACAGUAUAAUAACUUACAUUUCUUAGUAAUAUGCAAUAUUUGCAGUAUUGAAAUGUUAUAUUUUUUAGGUAACAUGCAACAUUUGCAGUAUUUAACUGUAUAAUAACUGUUACAUUUCUUAGUAAUAUGCAAUAUUUGCAGCAUUUAACAGUACAUUAACUGUUAUAUUUCUUUGUAAAAUGCAAUAUUUGCUAUAUUUAACAGUAUAUUAACUGUUAUAUUUCUUAAUGAUAUGCAAUAUUUGCAGUAUUUUGUUAUAUUUUUAAGUAAUAUGCAAUAUUUGCAGUAUUUAACAAUAGAAUAACUGUUCUAUUUCUUAGUAAUAUGCAAUAUUUGUAGUUUUUGGUAAAUUUUUCAAGUAAUAUGCAAUAUUUGCAGUAUUUUGUUAUAGUUUUAAGUAAUAUGCAAUAUUUGCAGCAUUUUGUUAAAUUUCUCAAGUAGUAUGCAAUAUUUGCAGUAUUUAACAGUAUAACAAUUGUUAUAUUUCUUAUUAUUAUGCAACAUUUGCAGUAUUUAACAGUAUAACUGUUGCAUCUCUUUGCAGAAUGCGAUAUUUGCAGUAUUUAACAGUAUAUUAACUGUUACAGUUCUUAGUAAUAUGCAAUAUUUGCAGCAUUUUGUUAAAUUUCUCAAGUAAUAUGCAAUAUUUGCAGUAUUUAACAGUAUAACAAUUGUUAUAUUUCUUAUUAUUAUGCAACAUUUGCAGUAUUUAACAGUAUAACUGUUGCAUCUCUUUGCAGAAUGCGAUAUUUUCAGUAUUUAACAGGAUAUUACCUGUUACAGUUCUUAGUAAUAUGCAAUAUUUGCAAAAUAUUUGAUGGAACGUUUCCAUACAUAUGUUUUCCAUGUGUGAAUGACUUACCAAUUAAUAAAAUUAUUUGUCUGCAUAA